AUGAAAUCAUUUUACGACGUUAUAGUUAUUGGAGGUUCAGCUUCAGGUUUACAAGCUUGUUUAACUUUUGGUAGAGCUUUUAUUAAUGUUUUAUGUAUUGAUUCCAAGAAACCAUGUAACAGAUAUGCAAAUGAAUCACAUAAUUUACUUGGUAAUGAUGGUAUAAACCCUUUGGAAAUUGUUUCAAAAGCAAAAGAACAAAUCAAGAAUUAUCCGACAAUUGAAUUUAAAGAUGAUGUUGUUAAAGAUGUUAAUAAAAUCAAUGGAGAUCAUGAUGGAUUCAAAGUUUCAAUAGGUUCUGGUGAUAUUUUCCAAAGUAAAAGAGUCAUAUUUGCUUCAGGAGUGAAUGAUAAUAUUGAUAAGAUUCCAAUCAAAGGUAUUGAAAAAUAUUGGGGGAACUCUAUUAUUCAUUGUCCAUUUUGUCAUGGAACAGAGUUUAGAAAUGGUAAAACUGGAUUAUACUAUGGGAGUUCCAUUUUUUUGAAAAUGAUGUUACCAACAUUGUAUAAUUGGAGUAAAGAUAUAAAUGUUUUCUGUUCAGAAGAUAUUUAUAAUGAAUUAGAUUCUGAUUUAGUUUCCAAUUUACAAAGAAAGAAUAUCAAUGUUUUCAAGUCAUCAAUAACUGAAGUUAAAGGUAAAUCAAUUGGUCAUGGUAAUGAAGAAACAUUGUCACAAGUAAUUCUUCAAAAUGGACAAUCUGUUGAUCUUGAUGUUUUAUAUAUUAUACCACCUUCAGUGAUCAAUAAUAAAGAUAUUUUAACCAAACUAGGUGUUGAACUAGAUGAUAAGGGAUUGAUUAAAGUUACACCAUAUCAGAAAACCAAUGUUGAAGGUAUUUAUGCUUGUGGUGAUAAUACUAACUUCCUUAGAGCAUUAGCCGUAGCUAUAGCACAAGGUUUAACAACAGCAGCAUUAAUUACUCACGAAAUAUCACAACAAAGAUGGUCAAAAUGA
Molecule: messenger RNA, 954 nt
Organism: Hansenula ciferrii
Lineage: Eukaryota; Fungi; Ascomycota; Saccharomycetes; Phaffomycetales; Wickerhamomycetaceae
Product: NAD(P)/FAD-dependent oxidoreductase
Exons: 1
Coding region: 1-954 (317 amino acids)
Molecular function (GO): oxidoreductase activity
Source: RefSeq, a predicted model, not a curated record